AUGUCCGGAGAAAGUUUUUUCAGCUCGGACCCAAUCGAGCUGAUCAACUUACUGUCAGCUGACGAUCUGCCACUUGCAGACGUCUGGUUGUCUUAUCCGAUACGUGCAUUCGACAUCAUCCGAUUCACGCCUCUUACCAACUAUUCUGCUAUGUUGCAGCUAUUUGAAAAGCCUAGUUGUGAAGCUUCAGGUGCAUCCAUAUUCUUUUGUGCAACCUCGUCUUUUCCACGAAUUGACAGAGUUGCUCACAAGGCAUUUUGGUGGAAGAGGAUUACACAAGCAGUUUUGUUCGCAGUCCUGAUUCUUUCCGCCAGAACAUUGAUUUGCUCAGAUGACCCUGCUGUUACCAAGGCCGAGGUGACAAGGGGUUUUUCCGCCGUCGUCACUCCUGAGCUUGCCGGAACUCCAACGCAGGCACUGCUAAGUGUACGACAACAAAUUGCAUCUGUGGCUUCCCACCUGGCUGGCACCACUGAGAAACAGCGCCAACAUGCACCUUGUUCGGCGUCCUUGUGCUCCUUUUCUUCAGAAGAGGAAGCACCCUUCAUAUUGGAGACAGACAAUGCAAGCUUGCCGAACUUUUCUUUGGUUGAAUUUCCUUCUUCUACGUCAGAGGUGGAAUCUGGCAAUGUGCCUGAGGGUCACAUCACCUUGAACCUGGAAAGGUCUGAGCAGGAGCUCAACUUCAUCGAUGUGUACAAGGGAGCUUAUGAUGCUUACGGACUUCUUGACGGAACUGCCAAAGAGAGUAAGCAAAUGUGUCUACAGGAGAUCGAUAUCAUCAACGAUGUUGUUCACUACAAGAGUGCUUAUUAUGGCACGGUCAUGGUGGGUAGCCCGCCAAAGCCCUUCACAGUUGUCUUUGACACAGGGAGCGGGCAUCUCAUACUUCCGAGCUCGUACUGCCACACAGAGACGUGCAAAGUGCACCGAAGGUACAAACGGAGUGCUUCAGGGACAGCCAAAGACAUUGAUUGGGAUGGACGUUUGGUCAAAGCAGGAGAAGCUCGUGACCAAAUCACUGUAUCAUUUGGCACUGGAGAGGUAACUGGAGUGUUUGUCGAGGAUGUCAUAUGCUUUGGACAGAGGGGUCCUGGUAUUGACACCAGCAGCACAAAUGUUCCUGUUGCAGGUCAGGGAGGUGAAAGUUGCGCAGAUAUGAGAUUCAUUGCAGCAACAGACAUGUCUGCGGAUCCUUUCAAGGAUUUCAUCUUUGAUGGUGUUCUUGGUUUGGGUUUGGAUAGCCUUUCACAAACCCCGGCCUUCAACUUCCUGCAGGUAGCAUCUGGUCUCACAAGUGAGCGUGGGAGUGGCUUCAGCAAGACCUUUGGCAUUUUUCUCGCAGUUCACAACGAUGAGACAAGCCAAAUUACAGUGGGUGGAUGGAGAGAAGAGCACCUGGAAGAGCAGGUGAGUUGGAGUCCUGUUCUUGACCCUGAACUUGGACAUUGGCUUCUGCAGAUCAAGGAACUCCGAGUUGACGGCGAAAUAUUGCCCUUCUGCAACGAAGGCUGCAAGGCGGUGGUUGACUCCGGAACUUCUUUGCUGGCAGUUCCCACUCCAAUUUUUCCAGAGUUGUACGAGAUGCUUAGGUCUCCUGCCUCGUUGGAGGGAGAGUGUUCUUCGCGUAGUCCCCGCCUUCAGAUCGAGUUGGAAGGUUUCACUGUGGAGCUUGACGGAGAGGACUUCAGCCGACUAGACCAAAAGUCGGUGCCUAGCACUCCGGAAUGGGGACGCGCGUAUUCCCCUGCAGAGGAGAACACGAGAAGAGACAUGACAUGCAAGCCCAUGCUAAUGGUUAUGGAUUUGCCUGAGCCCAUUGGGCCAAAGUUGUUCAUUCUGGGCGAGCCUGUCCUCAAGAAAUUCUACACAGUGUACGAUGCCGAAAAGAAACGCAUUGGCUUUGGCAGGGCAAAGCACGCGCCUGCAAGCCUUGACGUGGAGAGCGAUCAUUGGUGGCUUGCUGCGGAGGAAGAACUGGCCCAGGAAGAGGAAGACACCAUUGCCAGUGCCAUACCGAUCGAAGCGACAGCUUGAGUUGCUAAGGGCAAUCCGGCACUGGCACACGUGUUGGAAUGAGAGCCCCCAAAGGGGAUGGAAUCUGCAGAAUCCCACGUCUCUCGAACUGUCUGGAACUGUCUGGGACAUUGUGCUUCUUUAUUUGCACGGCUUGCGUUUCACAGCUGGGCAUUCAAAGUUGUCAAAGCUUGCCUGGCCACAACAAAGCGCGACGAUGUCCUGACUCUUUGCUUUGGGCUUUGCAUUGUGUUCUUGACUUCAUGCAGGGAACAGGUGUUGAGCACCGCACAGUAUGGG
Cladocopium goreaui is the source of this 2316-nucleotide messenger RNA. The record is from the annotation of a GenBank genome assembly. Lineage: Eukaryota; Dinophyceae; Suessiales; Symbiodiniaceae.